Molecule: messenger RNA, 1151 nt
Organism: Pelobates fuscus (common spadefoot toad)
Lineage: Eukaryota; Metazoa; Chordata; Amphibia; Anura; Pelobatidae
Product: sulfotransferase 1C1-like
Exons: 8
Coding region: 90-1007 (305 amino acids)
Biological process (GO): sulfation
Cellular component (GO): cytoplasm
Molecular function (GO): sulfotransferase activity
Source: RefSeq, a predicted model, not a curated record
CUAAGAUCACAUUCUUCUCUCAACAAACUCUCCGUUCAUGACUCGCAGCUAACCUCCAGAUUCCUGCAUGAACACAGUUUCAUUAUAGAAUGGAUCCAUCAGUCCUUGACGAUAUCGCUAAAUCCUUGGAGGGCAUCGAUCUAUCCAUAGGAUCAAUAGAUGGCAUUCAACUUCCUCAGAUCACAUGUGAUGCGUGGGACAUCAUACAAAAUUUCCAAGCUCGUGAAGAUGACAUCUUGGUGGCAACUUACCCUAAAGCAGGAACCACAUGGGCUCACGAGAUCGUGGAUCUGAUCUUGCUAGAGGGCAACACAGAGAAAGCCCAGCGGGCGCCGUGCUUUAUCAAAGUGCCAUUCAUAGACCUGGUUCUUCCAAAGCCAGCGAAGUCAGCUGUGGAGGUUGCCAAUGAAAUGGAAUCACCGCGUUUACUAAAAACUCACCUCCCGAUACAACUGGUACCACCCUCCUUCUGGGAAAAAAAUGCAAAGGUUGUAUAUGUUGCUAGGAAUGCCAAGGACUGUAUGGUUUCCUACUAUUACUUCCAGAAGAUGAAUAAAGGUCUCCCGGACCCUGGGACCUGGGAUAAUUACUUCUCAUCCUUCCUGUCUGGAGAAGUUCCCUGGGGAAGCUGGUUUGACCAUGUGAUUGGCUGGUGGAAGGCGAGAGACAAAUAUCAGAUACUUUAUAUCUUCUAUGAGGACAUGAUCGAGGAUCCAAUGAGGGAGAUCCGUAAAAUAACGAGAUUCAUUGGGAAGAAUCUUUCAGAGGAGGUAUUAGAGAAGAUCAAAGAACACACUUCAUUCAAGGCAAUGAAAGAGAACCCUAUGGCCAAUUAUUCUGCUUUUCCAUCUUCGUUGAUGGAUCAGUCUAUCUCUCCCUUCAUGAGGAAAGGCACCGUGGGGGACUGGAAGAAUCACUUCUUGAUGUCGCAAAACAUUGUAUUCGAAGAGGAAUACAAGCAGAAGAUGGAUGGAGCUGGCUUGAUUUUCCGUGACCUUCUACCAUAAUUCCACCAUUGCAUUCUAGAAUAUUUCUAGUUCCAGUGAUAGAUGAAGAGGUUCUUCAUAAUCUAAACCAUUCUACCUCGCGAUCCCAUCCUUACUAAUCGCCUAAUACAGAGCUGGUGAUGGCAAUUUAGUAACUGUGAUCGU